CAUGGGCCGGCGCAGGAUGGUCUCGUAAUGGGCAACAGAGUGCCGAGGACGAGCAGCCAGCAGGACUGGCCUGCCAUCCGCAACCAGAGCCUUGACGUCAUUCAUCGAGAGGGGAGAGAUAGCCUGCACAAGAUCAAGGCGGUCGGCAACCUCAGGAUCAGCGCCCGGUUCCUCUCGCGCGUCGACUUCGAGCCGGCUGUGCUCCGCCGCCGCCUCCGCCGCGCCCUGCACGACACCCAACUCGCCGACGGGACGCCGCUGGAUGCCGUGGUGACAUUCGACGUAGACAAUCUCGGGAGCAAGCUGCUGCUGCAGGUAUGGGUGCCUUGUACGCGUGGGAUGGAUGGAUGGAUGGAUGGACGGACGGACGGACGGACGGACGGAUGGACGGAUGGAUGGAUGGAUGGAUGGAUGGACGGAUGGACGGAUGGACGGAUGGAUGGACGGAUGGACGGAUGGAUGGAUGGAUACUCUGUGUGUGUGUGUGUGUGUGUGUGUGCAGGCGUGGUGGCUGGUGGAGGGCCAGAGAUGGGACGAGGCGGCCGACGCACUGCGGCUGGCCCAUCAGCUCACCUAUUGUGAGCUGCCGGUCAUCGUCACACAGCAAGAUCUCGAGAAACACCGUAGCAAACAGGUGAGUGGGCUGAUAGGGGAGGGGGACGGAUGGGUGGCACUUAUCUUUCUGUGUGUGCUGUGACGGAUGUGUGACGUCAGGCGUAUUUGGCUGAGCCGCGUGUGGUGGCGCUGUGGAAGAUGCUCGGCCGCUAUGUCGACUUUGGUGGCGAGCGGGGCAGAUUUGAGCUGUUCGACCACGGCAAUGGCGACCUGCGGGCAAUCACGGACGACCCCGAGUACCGCCUCGAUCUGACCCCCCUGCCCCCCACCCACGCCUACCACCCACACGCCAGCUCCCACAACCCCCCGUCAGACACCACAUCGUCGGAUACGACGACGGCUGCUACACUGACAUUGAUGACAUGAUCAC
Messenger RNA from Vitrella brassicaformis, 985 nucleotides. NCBI's taxonomy places the organism in Eukaryota, Vitrellaceae. The record is from the annotation of a GenBank genome assembly.